AUGUAUCGGAAGUUGUCUAAGUUAGAACACUCGGAAAUAAAACAACUUCUUACAGAAGCUAAUAUAGAUGUUGCAAAGCAUUACGCAACAAACAAAAAGGCACUCGCUGACAUCCUCAAUGACUACAAUGGUGAAAUAACUUAUGAUAGAAUUCAUGAGUUCAUAAAUGCAAGAGCAUUUCCUUUAAAUGACGUUGCUAUUGACUUAUAUCAUAGACGUUCAAUACCUCAUGAAGUAAGGCGUGAGAUGUUUGACAUAACAAAUGCGAACGUUGGUCAUACUCGUAAAGCUCUUUCUCAUGAUGUUCGUCAAGAGAUGUUUGACAUAACAAAUGCAAACGUUGGUGAAACACGAAAGAGAGACGACACACUGAAACAACAGAGAAGAGAGAUGUUUAAAAGAGCUAUAGAACAAGUUCGUAAAGCUAACGAUGUCAUUCGUUCCAUUGACGACAAACCAAAAGAAGGUGAGAGAUGGUUAAAGAAAGAUGAAGAGAAUAGGAAGAGAAAUGUGAAGUCAGGCAAUAGACUCAUUGACUUUAACAUCGAAGCUUUAGAUGAACCAAACAGAGACUACUUACACAAACAUUUCGGUAAGGUUUUCAUGAGACUCUUAGAGAAAAUUAAAAUAAACUCCCAACAAAGAUGGAUGGUAUGUUAUAAACUUGGUGGAAAGUAUGAAUGUUCUACGUUAAACCUCAAUAAUAUUGGAACAUUACUACAUCAGCUCUUGAAGGAGAACUUUAUAUCAGAGAUAGAAGCAAAUGCUGCAGGUAUUGUUGAAAUGCACUAUGACUUCUUCUUGACAAACAUAAAG
This is a messenger RNA of Trichomonas vaginalis G3, 816 nucleotides long. RefSeq names its product organellar and viral DNA polymerase type B. The transcript has a single exon. The record is from RefSeq and is a predicted model, not a curated record. The annotation marks the transcript as partial. Lineage: Eukaryota; Parabasalia; Trichomonadida; Trichomonadidae.